Messenger RNA from Anopheles cruzii, 945 nucleotides. RefSeq names its product carboxypeptidase N subunit 2-like. The record is from RefSeq and is a predicted model, not a curated record. Gene Ontology annotation, molecular function: protein binding. The coding region runs from base 1 to 945 and encodes 314 amino acids. Lineage: Eukaryota; Metazoa; Arthropoda; Insecta; Diptera; Culicidae. The transcript has a single exon.
AUGGAGAACCUGAGGGCCACCGAGAACGAUGAUUUCGAUAUAAUUUUCGGAUCGGGAACAACACACAUCUACGAGAUUGCCCACAGUAACAUCCUUACGCUGCCGCGGAUCAGCAACGAGUAUGAGAUAACCGUGAAGGCCAUUGGAGUGCACCUGGAGCGCAUCGACAAUGGCACGUUCGAGAAAAUCAAAGACCUGGAUCUGUCCUACAAUCGCCUGCAGGUGUUUUCACCAUUCGCAGUCCAACAACCCGAGUUGUUGCUGCAUCUAAAACUAAAAGGCAACCCCAGCUUGAAGGACUUGACGUUUGUGCGAUCGUUUGAAGCACUGGAAACACUGGACCUGUCGGAGAUGGAGCUAGAAACGGAACGAAUCGAUUUCAAAGCGUUUGCCAAAAUGAAGGGUCUAAGAAAACUGAACCUCAGCCGCAACCGCAUCGCGUACCUUCCGGCCGGAGCCUUCGCAGUUCGACGCAAACGCUGGAUUUCGAUUGACCUCAGCGACAACUUUAUCACCCAGCUCGCCACGGGAGUAUUUAACAACUCGAUCGGAUUGCUCGAUCUGUCACACAAUGCCGUCGGGGUGGUAGAGAAAAAAACCUUCCGCAAUGUGAACAGUGUCAAUCUGCAGAACAACUCUCUCCAGACGGUCGAUGCGAAAGCGUUCGAAAAUGUUAAACAUUUAAAUUUGGCCGGCAACGGGAUGCUGAAGAACUUUGAGUUUCUGCACCACCUGCCGAUGCUGACGUCGCUCAACAUGUCGCGGAUGAGUUUUAGAUUUUUACCGACGGAUAAGACGUUUUUUGCGCACGUCGGCAACCUCAAUACGCUCGAUUUGUCCAACAAUCUAAUCGACGACCUACCGCUGGAUGUGUUUGCCAAUCUUACCCGACUGAUUUCGCUCGACCUGUCCAACAAUACGGAAAGCCGAUUGAUCUACCGCUGA